Molecule: messenger RNA, 2250 nt
Organism: Cylicocyclus nassatus
Lineage: Eukaryota; Metazoa; Nematoda; Chromadorea; Rhabditida; Strongylidae
Source: the annotation of a GenBank genome assembly
AUGAGAAUAUCAUCUUUCUUCUUUCUAUCUCCUGUAUUCGUUAGCUUUGUUCAGAGCAGCACAAUCAAGAACAUUGAGGAGGAGAUGAGUCGUAUAACGGAAUUCUUGAACAAAACUGAACUUCUAUACAUGCAUGAAAGACUUUAUGAACAGAAACAAAACACUGUAAAUAGCCUCAAACUUAGUCCACAAAGAAAGGCAAUGCUGUACAAUCUAGGAAAGAAGCUGCCACAUGUACAACGAUCACAGUUUGAAACACUCGGUGGUGACAUAGAAACUGUCAACGAGAAUGAAGGGAUAGGAAAAUUUCUGUACCAGGGUGACAUCGUACUGACCAAGUGGCAAGUGGACGAAAUGAUGAAUAGAAAUAGGCAUGAUCGAAGAAAACGUCAAGCCUUCAAAGACAAAAACUAUCCUUGGACAAUCUGGCCUGAUGGUGUCGUACACUUUUCCUUACAUUCUAACGCAAGCAACAGAAUACGAGAUCUCUUUAGGCAUGGUGCACUGGAAUGGCAGAGAGUAACUUGCCUCAGGUUCUAUGAGUAUAACCAUGCACCAGAACGCAUCGAGUUGAUGAGAGCAUCUGGCUGCUGGUCAUACUUGGGAAACCUACAUAAAGUACAACCACUCUCUUUGGGAACAGGCUGCCACGCUAUCGGCAUUGCUGCGCACGAAAUUGGUCAUGCUCUUGGCCUGUUCCACACCCAUACAAGACAUGACCGCGACGAAUAUGUAUUGAUUGAUGAAACCAAAAUCAGGGAGGGUUUGCACAAACAAUUUGCUAAAGAAACUACGCAAACUAAUGACAACUAUGGUAUUCCUUAUGAUUACGGUAGCAUAAUGCAUUACAAUUCAAAGAGUUUCUCGGUAGACAAGAAAUUGUACCAUACAAUGAUACCUGUCGACAGAAUGUACCUUGAUACUAUGGGUUCACACUUCGUUUCCUUUUACGACAAGCUCAUGAUGAACACUCACUACAACUGUCUAGAAAAAUGCAAAUCAAACCCCUCAGCGGCAAAAUGCGCGAUGGGAGGUUUUCCUAAUCCCAAAGAUUGCUUGAAAUGUGUGUGUCCCGGAGGUUAUGGAGGCAGAUUUUGCAACGAGAGGCCAGAGGGUUGCGGUGAAGUCUUGAAAGCCAUCACAGAAUACACGAGACUUGAAAACAUUGUUGGUAAAGCUGGAGUGAACGGCCUUGACGAAAACGACUUCUUCAAGUGUAAUUACUGGAUAGCGGCGCCACAAGGAAGAAGUAUCGAGAUAAAAAUUCAAAGCCUUACAAAACAUUUUACUAUCUCUGGAUGCUAUUAUGCUGGUGUUGAAAUCAAAACACAGAAGGAUCAGCGUAGCACGGGAUAUAGGCAGGUCUUAAACAAAAGUGAACUUCUCUACAUGCAAGAAAGACUCCACGUACAAAAACAGAAGGCUUUGGAUAGUCUCGACCUCGAUCCACAAAGAAUGGCAAUUCUUGAUAAUUUACAGAAGAAGUCAGUAAAAGUGAAAACUGUUCAGUCUAGCUCAAUUGGUGAUGAUAUAGUGACUAUUAACGAGAAUGAAGGGAUAGGAAAGCUUCUGUACCAGAGUGACAUUGUAUUGACGGAAUGUCAAGUGGAGGAGAUCAUGAAUGGAAAUAAUCGCUAUCGAAGAAAACGUCAAGCAUAUAGGAGUAAACACUAUCCUAGGACAAUCUGGCCAGAUGGCAUUGUACACUUUUCUUUCUCCGAAAACGCAACUAAUAGGAUACGCGAUAUCUUCAGACAUGGCGCAUUGGAAUGGCAGAGAGAAACUUGUCUUAGCUUCUAUGAGUACAUUCAUGCACCGGAACGCAUUGAGUUAGUAGUCGAGCCAGGUUGCUGGUCAUAUGUGGGGAACGUACAUAAAGUACAACCGCUUUCCCUGGGAAUAGGCUGCGAAGCGAUUGGCCUUGCUGCACACGAGAUUGGUCAUGCCCUUGGAUUUUUCCACCACCAUGCCAGACAUGAUCGUGACGAGCACCUACUAAUCGAUGAAACGAAAAUUAAGGCUGGCGAGCAUGAUCAGUUUAUCAAACAAACAACUGAGACUAAUGAUAAUUACGGUCUUCCUUAUGAGUACGGCAGCAUAAUGCAUUACGGUUCAAGAAGGUUUGAGUCUUCUGACCUCAAACCCAAAGACCACAAUUUUGAUGCAUUCCUGAUUCCUAACCACAACAUACAGACGAUCGCCAAAUAUGAACAGUCGCUGCACCUAUUUCUAGCCCAAAUAAUUUUCUAA